Penicillium cataractarum is the source of this 1011-nucleotide messenger RNA. RefSeq lists its product as uncharacterized. The coding region runs from base 1 to 1011 and encodes 336 amino acids. Lineage: Eukaryota; Fungi; Ascomycota; Eurotiomycetes; Eurotiales; Aspergillaceae. The record is from RefSeq and is a predicted model, not a curated record. The transcript has 3 exons.
AUGAAGUUCACUCAGGUCAUUGCAUUUUCCACCCUUCUCCUGGGAGUGUGUGCACUUCCCGAGACUGACGGAAACGCCCCUAGCUGUGUUCUGGCUAAACUCCUGCAGAAGGUCGCCCGUUUUGCCCAGCCUGAGACUGAGGGCAACGCCCCCAGCAAAGUUGCUCGCUUCGCCCAGCCCGAGACUGAGGGCAACGCCCCCAGCAAGGUUGCUCGCUUCGCCCAGCCCGAGACUGAGGGUAACGCCCCCAGCAAGGUUGCUCGCUUCGCCCAGCCUGAGACUGAGGGUAACGCCCCCAGCAAGGUUGCUCGCUUCGCCCAGCCUGAGACUGAGGGUAACGCCCCCAGCAAGGUUGCUCGCUUCGCCCAGCCUGAGACUGAGGGCAACGGCCCUAGCAAGGUUGCUCGCUUCGCCCAGCCUGAGACUGAGGGUAACGCCCCCAGCAAAGUUGCUCGCUUCGCCCAGCCCGAGACUGAGGGUAACGCCCCCAGCAAGGUUGCUCGCUUCGCCCAGCCUGAGACUGAGGGUAACGCCCCCAGCAAAGUUGCUCGCUUCGCCCAGCCUGAGACUGAGGGUAACGCCCCCAGCAAGGUUGCUCGCUUCGCCCAGCCUGAGACUGAGGGUAACGCCCCCAGCAAGGUUGCUCGCUUCGCCCAGCCUGAGACUGAGGGCAACGGCCCUAGCAAGGUUGCUCGCUUCGCCCAGCCUGAGACUGAGGGUAACGCCCCCAGCAAAGUUGCUCGCUUCGCCCAGCCCGAGACUGAGGGUAACGCCCCCAGCAAGGUUGCUCGCUUCGCCCAGCCUGAGACUGAGGGUAACGCCCCCAGCAAAGUUGCUCGCUUCGCCCAGCCUGAGACUGAGGGUAACGCCCCCAGCAAGGUUGCUCGCUUCGCCCAGCCUGAGACUGAGGGUAACGCCCCUAGCAAGGUCGCUCGCUUCACCCAGCCUGAGACCGAGGGCAAUGCCCCCCGAAUAGACAGUGAUAAGGAGCAGGUAAAGGCUAUGAAUUAG